This is a messenger RNA of Rhopalosiphum padi (bird cherry-oat aphid), 893 nucleotides long. RefSeq lists its product as uncharacterized. The record is from RefSeq and is a predicted model, not a curated record. Bases 12 to 806 code for a protein of 264 amino acids. Lineage: Eukaryota; Metazoa; Arthropoda; Insecta; Hemiptera; Aphididae. The transcript has a single exon. Gene Ontology annotation, molecular function: nucleic acid binding.
UGUUCGUCUGCAUGAGCGUUAAGGCAGUUCACCUUGGGCUUGUCACAGAUCUGACUACAGAUGCAUUUUUAGCAGCGUUCGACCGCUUCGUAGCUCGGCGAGGAAUGCCAGCUGCUGUGUAUUCUGACUGCCGCACUAAUUUUGUGGGUGCGUCGAAAAAAUUAUUUGAGCUAGUUAAUGAUCCAAAAAAUCGCGAGCAGUUCAGUUCUGCGGCUGCAUGUUCGUGGCAUUUUAACCCCCCUAGUGCGCCCCAUUUUGGCGGACUCUGGGAAGCCGCCGUUCGCUCCACAAAGCUCUUGUUGAUGCGAGUGGUCGGCAACCAGGUGCUGUCAUAUGAAGAGUUCACGACAGUGUUGUGCAGGAUAGAAUCAGUUCUAAAUUCCAGGCCGCUCACACCGUCAUCUAAUGAUCCGAAUGAUCUAGAUUGUCUUUCUCCCGGUCAUUUCAUUAUCGGCCGACCUUUGUGUGCAGUUCCAGAACCAGAGAUCUCUACCGGUUCGGUAAAUCUGAAAAACCGUUGGAAGCUCCUUCAUCAGGUUUUCCAAGCCUUCUGGCGCCGUUGGUCUAACGAGUAUCUACAUACUUUACAGACCAAAGGGCGGUGGUUAAUCGGUGAAGAAAAUAUUAAACUUGGCGAGCUAGUCAUAAUAAAGGAUAAUUGUUCCUCUCCGUUGGUAUGGAGACUAGGUCGAGUCCAUGAACUUUUGCCCGGUCCAGAUGGGAUCGUGAGGGUAGUUAAACUGCUUACCAAGCAAGGUAUCACUACAAGACCUGUAGUGAAAUUAGUUCCGCUCCCUAAUCAGUAAUUUUAUUUUAUUAAAUUUUUGGUAUUUUUUAAUAUACUGUUUAAUAUUUAUAUUUUAGUGCUCCGAUAGUAAUUAAUUAAAUUUUUU